AUGUCGAUGACGAGAAAACGCUUCAGACGAAUUCGACUUGGCAACCAGCCUCCAAACAAGUCAAUGCAACAUCCAAAGUUAUCUCCAAUCCGCCAAGCCUGGUACAAAUGGAAAGCCCUCCGUUUACCAUGGCGAAAGCGAUUCCUCAUAGGCCUUGACCUCCAAGGCAACACCUUUUGGGAAUUCCGCGAUCUGCGCGGCGACGGCCCCGUGGCCCGCUGGCGACGCAUCGUCAAGUUCCCCUCGUCGACGCACUACAGCGACGUCAAGGUCAGCCCGCAGUGGAGCCAGUGGCUGCGGCACGUGAGGGAGCACCCGCCGUCGCUCGAGGAGCAGCAGCAGGACCUGGUCCGGCAGCAGCGGAUGAAGCUCCUGGCCGCCGAAGCCGACGCGAGGUGGAAGGCUAAGCCGAGCGUCCUGGAUCCGCCGUCUGCGUCCGCCGGCCGCCAUGGUGAGCAGAGUCUUCGGGUGGAAGAGGGUGGGUCCGUGGCUGAAGAGCAGCAUCAGCAGCGGAAGGAUGAGGGUGUUGCUGUGGAUCAGCAACAACAGCAGGAGCAGCAGACUUCACCACCGCAGGCACCCGCAACCGACCCGUGGGCUAAAGCAAGGGGUGGGCCGAGUGAGGACUGGCAGCCCGAGGCGUGGAAACCUACGUCUACGCGCAAGAGAUGA
Messenger RNA from Pyricularia pennisetigena, 672 nucleotides. RefSeq lists its product as uncharacterized. Gene Ontology annotation, cellular component: membrane. The record is from RefSeq and is a predicted model, not a curated record. The coding region runs from base 1 to 672 and encodes 223 amino acids. Lineage: Eukaryota; Fungi; Ascomycota; Sordariomycetes; Magnaporthales; Pyriculariaceae. The transcript is spliced from 3 exons. Gene Ontology annotation, biological process: mitochondrial respiratory chain complex I assembly.